CUCAAAACAUCCAGUCCAGUGACUGAAUGUUCAAGGACAGAAAGUAUUCCUUGUUUGGCAACCUGCUCCACAGCGAGUGAGAAGGGAAGGUGGGAGGAUGUAACUCCCAUCCUCUGGAGCUUGACCCAUUCAAAACAAAUGAUUGAGAAGGGACCACACAGACCGACGGUGAGCCAUGCUGGAUGUGGUGGUGCUGUGCAGCGGAGCGUUGCUGCUCUUUUGGACCGGGCUGUGCGUGGCUCAGCAGGUCUCACACGGACAGCAGCUGAUCCCAGCCCACGACCCGACACUAACAGAGCACACCUUCCCGUCAACGAGGAGCGCCUCAGCCUCCGCGGUCCCUCCAAAUCCACCCUGCUUUGUGGAUGACAUAUUCACAGUGUUGGGUGAAGGAGCAGGGAACGACGGCGAACUCACACACAGCAGUUUGGCUUUGUUUGGGGUCUGCCCUGCAUCUGACAAUUCAUCAGGCUCAGUUUUAUUAGAGCUCGCAAAGGAAAUCAGAAGAAACCAGGGAACGGGUCUGGACAUUUUGUUUCCAGCUGCAGUGCUUCCGUCAGAGGAAAACGAGCGAGGGACGCUCAUGUUAGUGUUUGACCUCCCACAGUCUCCCUUGCUCAGGCUCAACCCUGUGCUGCUCCUGGUGUUUGAAAGUCCCCCCUCAGGAGGAGACCUGCACGUGGCUUUCACUAGUCAGUCUCUGCAGCCUAGCUCUCAGUCUGUGUGCAUGUCAGGAGAAACGCAGUACAUACUACUAACGGGAAAACCAUCGGAGGGCAGCUCUGACCAGAAGUGGAGGAUUUCUGCUGAGACGAAAUCCCCAGACAUGAGCCAAAACCUUAAAGACGUCCUCAUUGGUGGAAAAUCAGGAAGUAACACGAGCAUGACACCACUUCUGCUUUUCUCUGGAGAAACAGGAACUGAUACAAGAAACACACACUUUUCGUCCCCGGCCUCCUCGCAAACCCCCUUCCUCUGCGAGCUGAAGCGGUUCCUGAGGGCUGCCCUGCCUCAGGAACACCCCGAGUCUCCUCUGCUCCAGCUGGCCUCCUUACAGUCCCUGCCUCCGCUGUCCCUCGGGCCGUCCUCCAGUGAGACCUUUCUGGCAGGGAUGAUCAACUCCUCGGCCCCCAUCAUCUUCUCCUUCGCCAGCUGGGGCUCCAUGUACCCAGUCAGUCACGGAGAGUUGUCCCUGUCCUCUGCAUUGUUAGAGGAGCUCAGGCAGAAGCUGGAGCAGUCUGAACGUCAGAUAAUGGAGAUAAUAAGGGAGGAAGAUUUGCCUCGCAGAGCCACGGAGAGGCUGGAGAAACUCAAAGAGCUCAGUUUGUUGGGGAGGAAGGAGCAGGUAGCAGGACAGACACAGUACCGUGCGUUACUUCUGCUGAAGGCCUUGCAGACCGUGUCCCACAGAUACGACGUGCAGAGAGGACUGCGGGCCACCAGAGCGGGGUCCGGGAACCCAGCGAGGGGGAACGUGUGCGGGCUCAGGAGCCUCACUGUGUCCUUUGAAAAGCUUCUUUUGAGUCCGCACACUGCCAACAUUUACAACUGCCACGGCUCUUGCACUUUCCCGCUGGCCAACGCUAACAACCACGCCGUCCUGCUCAACCACCACAUCGAGAGCCACACUGUGGACGAGCGGGCGCCGUGCUGCGUGCCCGUGGCCUACGACGCCCUGGAGGUGGUGGAUUUUAACGAACAUGGAACCUACCUCUCCAUUAAGCCAGACGUGAUAGCAAAGGAGUGCGGGUGUCGCUAAUGCCGUAGUCUUCUCCCAGUGUAUUUGUGAAAUAGUUUUUGAUUUGACACCCAUCAGCCAACAACAGGUUUUGUUAAUUAAGUGUCAUUUAAUUGUCAUUUAUUUGGUGUAUGCAGUAUUUAUACACUGGCAGUGAAUGUACAUAAAUAUUAAUAAAUAUUUAAUCAAAUAAUAAUACAAGGCACACAUGCCUGAUAUAUAUCUACCUUUUUAAGGUACAUCUGCCAUUAAUAAGCUGAUCAUUACUGCUGAAGACAACAUUUGAAAGUGUGUUAUUAUGUGGCAUUUCAAAACAGUUGUUACUUAAAUGAAGAUUUUUGUCGACCCAUGAUUAAAUCCAAAGUAUACUUUUGCAUCCUUUAUUCAGU
Molecule: messenger RNA, 2127 nt
Organism: Mugil cephalus (flathead mullet)
Lineage: Eukaryota; Metazoa; Chordata; Actinopteri; Mugiliformes; Mugilidae
Gene: amh
Product: anti-Mullerian hormone
Exons: 7
Coding region: 176-1759 (527 amino acids)
Biological process (GO): gonad development
Molecular function (GO): growth factor activity
Source: RefSeq, a predicted model, not a curated record